Molecule: messenger RNA, 3635 nt
Organism: Camelus dromedarius (Arabian camel)
Lineage: Eukaryota; Metazoa; Chordata; Mammalia; Artiodactyla; Camelidae
Gene: GPN2
Product: GPN-loop GTPase 2
Exons: 5
Coding region: 227-1246 (339 amino acids)
Cellular component (GO): cytoplasm
Molecular function (GO): GTPase activity
Source: RefSeq, a predicted model, not a curated record
UCCGACGUCGUCCGGAAGUCGGGUACUGGUCCCAUCAGUACCUGGACGUCUGGUCUUGCCGCGUGCGGGUUCCUGCUCUUCCUCCUUAGGUGACCCUCGGGCAUCGCCGCCGGCCCCUGACAUAGUGCACAUCGGGGAUUCCGUCGCCCUCGGCUCGUCUCCGGCGUGACUCCCACCCUGCUUCCCCGCGGAGUUUAUCUGCCCUGUAGGGGGCUGUGUGCCGCCCAUGGCGGGGGCCGCUCCGGCCACAGCCUUUGGGCAGGCGGUGAUUGGCCCUCCGGGCUCGGGGAAGACCACGUACUGCCUGGGCAUGAGUGAGUUCCUGCGCGCGCUAGGCCGGCGCGUGGCGGUGGUGAACCUGGACCCGGCCAACGAGGGGCUGCCGUACGAGUGCGCCGUGGACGUGGGCGAGCUGGUGGGGCUGGGCGACGUGAUGGACGCGCUGCAGCUGGGGCCCAACGGCGGCCUGCUCUACUGCAUGGAAUACCUGGAGGCCAACCUGGACUGGCUGCGUGCCAAGCUCGACCCCCUCCGCGGUCACUACUUCCUCUUCGACUGCCCUGGCCAAGUGGAGCUCUGCACGCACCACGGAGCCCUGCGCAGCAUCUUCUCCCAAAUGGCGCAGUGGGACCUUAGGGUGCGUCUGGGGUUCGGCAGGCUAAUUUUGCAGAUGGAGGAACUGAGACGGGGGGGCAGAUGCCAUGCGCCCAUGUCCCACAGCAAGCUGACUGCUGUCCAUCUGGUGGACUCUCACUACUGCACAGACCCUGCCAAGUUCAUUUCUGUACUGUGUACCUCCCUGGCCACUAUGCUGCAUGUGGAGCUGCCCCAUGUCAACCUCCUCUCCAAGAUGGACCUCAUUGAGCAUUAUGGGAAGCUGGCCUUCAACCUGGACUACUAUACAGAGGUCCUGGACCUCUCCUACCUGCUUGACCACCUGGCUUCUGAUCCUUUUUUCCGCCACUACCGUCAGCUCAAUGAGAAACUGGUGCAGCUCAUCGAAGACUACAGCCUGGUCUCCUUCAUCCCUCUCAACAUCCAGGACAAGGAGAGUAUCCAGCGGGUCCUGCAGGCUGUGGAUAAAGCCAAUGGCUACUGCUUUGGGGUCCAGGAGCAACGGAGCCUGGAGGCCAUGAUGUCUGCUGCAAUGGGAGCUGACUUCCAUUUCUCCUCCACCCUGGGCCUCCAGGAGAAGUACCUGGCACCCUCUGAGCAGUCAGUGGAGCAGGAGGCCAUGCAGCUAUAGCAACAAGCUGGGCUCUGGAGAGCAAGACGCACGACCCAGCAGUGGGGAAAGUGAUGGCUCCCAGAGAGCAGCGGACAGCUCAGCAGCUCUGCAGAUCUAAGAGCAGUCCUCCCACCCAGAGAUGGGAGACUGGCCAGGGGACACUCAGCCCUGCAGAGGACUUCUGGCCAAAAGCCAGACAUGUCACCAAGCAGAACACCCAUUACACUCUCAGUGUUCACGAGCUCUGGACGCUGCCACCGGGAAUUCAGCGCUGGCCCCGCUCGGGCUAUGAUGGAGUGUGCUACAAGUUUAUUUUCUACUUUUUGUGGCUUCCAAACUUUCUUCAACCACCCAGGCCAAGAGAGUUGGGAAUGGGGGGUUGGGAACUUGGGAAUGUCACCUUUCCUCAGAAGAGCCGUUUCUUCACAGGACAUUGCUUCCCCCAAAGCACAGGGUUAUAUCAGAGGAUUGAUUCAGAGUCUCCAGUUGUGCACUUUUCUUAAUCUUCAGUUUGAACAGUGAGCCUCAUGCCUGAGCUUUCACAGGCAAGACUUCCUAGCAGAUCUUACAAUGUUUUAUUUUCAUUGUAUUUAUUUCAGUUUUAUUUUUUGCAGGGCAAGUGUUAAUUAGUUUUCCAUUUAUAGUUGUGAUUAAAAGUUUACUUUAAAAUGAAAUCACUUAUACAAAAUGAGUUGUUUAAAGAAAAAUAUUAGUGUCUAAUAUCAUACCAUGAGGGUUGUAGCAAAAAUUAAGACGGCUUUAAGUUGGAAAUGCUGGUGUUUGCUUCCUUUGCUCUUCUUGCAACUGGUUGGGUGCAAUUCCUAUUUUCAACCAGCAGGUGGCAUUCCAGGCUUACUUUUUUAAUUUUAAUUUUGUUUUUUCAGUUGUAGUCUAGAAACAGAAGGAAACAGAUGGCAGUUGUGCCAGAAGUCUUAUUUGCAGACAUUCCAUCCAGUUAACACAUGGGAAAGGCUUAGCUUUUUACAAAGGGCUUCCACACACAGUCCUCAUGUGGCUUUUAUAGCAACUCCCAGAGAUGUAGACAAGAGGGGAGUAUUAACUAAGCUGCACUUUUACAGUAAGGAAACAGAAAGAUGAGGAGUUUGAACUCCGGUUAGCCUCUCAGUUCACUUUGCUGACUUCUUAACUGGUGAACACUUAAUGGUGAAAAGUCAUGGCCCUUCUCCCACAGGAUUUGUAGCCAAUCAGGGCAAAGAAUUUAAACACGUGUAGAGUAUUAUUUUAUCAUAAAUCAAGGGGGAGACAGAUGACUGGUGGUUUGGGCAGUUGGAGAAUUCAACUUGGAAAACUGUUCUGAAGUGGCAUUGAGAUUGAGUGACUCAGCUUUGCUUCCCAGUUUUGGCCUCCAGAGCAGGAAGCAGAAGAGUGGGGGGCUAUGAGGAGGCUCCCCGGGCUGGAACAGUAUGAAAGCAGCCAACCUCCGCUCCCACGCCUGGCCGCAUGGGGGAUAAUAACUGGGUGCUGUUUCCCCUGCCUUUCAUCUGAGGAGUUCAAAGCACCUUAACCCUAUUAACACCACACACAGUUGUUAAUACUGGUGGGGACGAUCACCAGUGCAAGCCAGGGAAACUGAGGCCAGGAGGUACUGCCUGGGGCUCCCUAUGAGUCACCUAUGGGGACUGGAGCCCAGGAAUCCUGACGCCCAGGCAGCUGGACAAAUCCUUCACCAGUUAGAGCAUGAGGGUGGAUGCUGCCCUUUUUGAAACUAGUACCGAUAGUUGUGGUCAUGGGUUUUGAUGCUUACCCCAUCACGGAGGCCCCAGCUCUCACCAAAGCACACCAGUUGGAAGGAAGGCGUCAUUUAGAACUUUAUGGCCUCACAUCCAAGCGCCCUCGGCAUUUAUUCUCUGCAGUUAUGGAGUGGAGGAUGGAAAUAUUCAGGACUUUAUUUUCCAGCCUUGGUGUGACAGCAAGGCUGUCUUCUCUUCUGGUAAAUGGAGUUCUGUUUACCUCCCACUGAUAGCAACAUGAUUUUCUCUUCCCUCUGUCAUGGGGAGGGGACAGCUAAUGCAGAAAAGCAGAGGCAUCUGGGUUUCAAGUGAGGUCUGUUCAGUGUGAAGUUUGUAGGGUAAGAGAAAAACCAUCCUCAAUUUGGCUGGCAUAUGACAACCAUCCUUAAGACUUUUAUUUAUUUUUGAAUUUUUUUUUCUGGGGUGAGGUAGUUAGGUUUUAUUUGUUAAUGGAAGUACUAGGGAUUGAACCCAGGACCUCGUGCAUGCUGAGCAUGCACUCCACCACUGAGCUAUACCCUUCCCUCCUUAAGAUUUCUUUUUUUCCUGAUAAAAAUAGAGAAGUAAAAAACUUGGAAAAUGAAAAUGUCACCCAUAAUCCCACCACACAAAUAAUAUUUAUAAUUUAUAAUAAAUUUCCUAUUCAAAUGUAUAAA